AUGUUGAACUCUAUUCUUUCUUUCUUCAACAAGAUUUCCUUAGAUGAAAUACUGGAACUUAAGAAACUGAAUGCCACAAACAUUAUGUACAGAUAUGAGCCAAGCAAGAAACCAUCACCAAAGAAGCUAAUGAAAGACAAAUUCCUUGAAGUUUCAGAAGCAUUGGUCAAGAAAGAAGUAAAGAAACUCAGUGGGGGAAGAAGACGUGGCCCUGCAGAAGAGAAAAAAGGCAUUCAGAUAAAGUUUGUAAUGACAAAAGAAGAAGCACUCGAGUGCUAUCAAAGUGUAAAGAUGGAAAUGUUCUCAAGUAUAAGAAUUUUGUCUGCGAAAUCAAUCAAUCCCAACAAAUCGUAUGAUGAAAUGUUGUUAAAUAAGGUGGUAAUGUAUGCAGAUGAAAAUCCAUUAGCUCUUAAAGUCUUGGGUUCUUUCCUUAAUUCCAAAAGCAAAGAAAAGUGGGAAAAUGCAUUAAAUAAGUUUAAAAAGUUUCCAGACAAGAAUAUUUUAAAUGUGCUGGCAACUAAUUAUGAAGGACUAGAUGAAGGGACCCAAAAUAUAUUUCUUAACAUUGCAUGUCUAUUUAAUGGGCCUUUUAUUAGAGAUCAUGUAGAAAGCUUGCUAGAUGAUGGUAAUUCCUGGGUGAAAGUAGGAAUAAGUGAUCUCAUUGAAAAGUCAUUAAUUGACUACGAUAGAUAUUCAGAAGGCAAUGAGCUACGAAUGCAUGAUUUGUUGGAACAAAUGGGUCAGAAAAUUAUUUGUGAUGGACAUACAAAACCUGGUCAUUGUAGUAGGAUUUGGGAUGCUAAGGAAAUUUUCCAUGUAUUGGAAAGAAAUACUGGAACUAUAGUAGUUGAAAUUAUAUCAUUCAACAUGUCUGAAAUGACUAGAGAUGUAAAAGUGUCUCGUGCAGCCUUUUCGAAGAUGUGCAAUCUACGAGUCCUCAAAAUUUAUUGUGACGAUAAUAUUGGUGAUAGCAAGCCAUGUUCAAAAACUUUGGAAUCAUGA
Ziziphus jujuba (common jujube) is the source of this 1002-nucleotide messenger RNA. Its product is annotated as disease resistance protein RUN1-like. NCBI's taxonomy places the organism in Eukaryota, Viridiplantae, Streptophyta, Magnoliopsida, Rosales, Rhamnaceae. The transcript is spliced from 4 exons. Gene Ontology annotation, biological process: defense response. The record is from RefSeq and is a predicted model, not a curated record. The coding region runs from base 1 to 1002 and encodes 333 amino acids.